AUGUUAUAUUGGUUGCAGACAAUUUUUUGUUCGAUGCAAUUUUUAGAUUUUGAUUUAUUGGUAGAUCUAGAGAAUACAUCAGAAUACACAAAGAUAUUUAAAAUUACAGAAUUUUGUGAAAAAGAAGAUACACAACAAAAGAUUCAGGAACAGGUUUACACAGAAGAUAAAAAUUUUUAUGAAUCCCCAUCCAAUCUUAAUAUAUUAAAUGAAUUGGCAUGUUAUAUCGACGAAGGUUAUAAUAAUGCAUGCAAGAGUGUAGAAUGUGACUUUAGUAACUUUUUGUCUUCGAUAACUCCAGAAAGCGACUCUCUGCCAAAUAGUUGCAUAAGUAAUACACCCAGUACUACGAAAUGUGAAAAACAAAGUUGUACGAUGGAACAUUUGGUUUAUGAUACCACACAUUUUAAAGAAUACAAUAGUAGCCAAAAUAAUACGCUGGCCUACUCUCACAUAAAUACAUUUUGCAAUAAUAAUACGAAUUUAUUUUCUUGUACAACUCAAAAUGAUUUAUUACAAGGACAACUUGCCAAUCCAGAAAAUAUCGCUUUUUUACAGACAAGUGAUCAUGGUAUAUCAGAUUAUGAUAUGCAAAACAUAAGAACUAAUUAUAUAAAUAAACCAAAUAAUUCUCUUAUAAAUACACAAUUUGGUUGUUAUAAUUCAUUAAUGAUUAUGAAUUCCGAAACUGGUUCUUUUUUAAAUAGCGUUUACAAAAAUGAUAACAACGUGGAAGAUAAAGAAAAAAAAUUUAAAACUAGCAAAGUAUCUAAUAUACAAAUAAAUGGUAAUGAAAUUACUUUGAAACCUAAAAGAAACACUAGGAAAACAAUUCAUAAGAAUCAAUUUACAGCUAAAGAGCGCGAACUUUAUAAGAAAUACAACCAAUCUGAAAAGAGGUUUAGAAAUUUAUAUAAACGUAAAAUUAAAAAUCAAAUUUCACAAUUUAUUAAGAAACUUGAAAUAUUCAAUCUUUCUGAUGACCUGAAACAAAAAUCAAUUCUUGCUCUAAGAAAUCUUUCAAGUUUUUUAGAUACGAUAAGUGAAAUAUAUAUUAAUACAAAGAAAAAGAAAAAUAAGGAAGAUUUUAUAAAUUCAUUAAAUCUAGCAUGUUAUCAAUUUAGCAGGUAUGAAGACGUAUCUCAAAAACUUUUAAUUUUUAAAUUGAUUUGUAAAAAUAUACAUAAGGUUGAUGAUAGCGUUUUUUGUUGUAUUUCUAGUUGUGAUUUUUAUGAAGUUAAUUGGUUAAUAUUUUCUGUUGACAGAAGAUUCAAUUCAUUUUAUCGUAAACUAUUACAAUUAAGAGAAAUAUUUGAUAAAAAAUGA
Vairimorpha ceranae is the source of this 1326-nucleotide messenger RNA. RefSeq lists its product as hypothetical. The transcript has a single exon. The record is from RefSeq and is a predicted model, not a curated record. Lineage: Eukaryota; Fungi; Microsporidia; Nosematidae. Bases 1 to 1326 code for a protein of 441 amino acids.